CAAUAUUUAUAACAAAAACUAUUAUAAUGUAUUUUAAUAUUUAAUUAACAAAUUUAAAAAGAAAAUGUACUUAAAUUUAAAUUUUAGAUAAUUUGUUUUAAAUCCACCCAAUGGCAAAUGAUACGGAAAUCCUUCAGAACUUGUGGAAUGGUAAGUUAGCUGUAUGUUUUCAACUAGACGAACAAGAAAUUCAUGGUAUUCAAAAUCCUGAACCCAUCUACUUAAUGGUACCUAGAAUGAGUUAUUUUCCACUAGUGUGUGACAAAGUUAAGAAACAUUUUGUCAAACAUGUAGACCCCGAAAAACAAGAAAUGGAAAUGUGGUUAGAUUUUAAUAACACUGCAUUAAAAUGGAACUAUCCUAUAGGUGUACUUUAUGAUCUCUUUACUUUUAAAGACAAACAAGCAGAAUUACCAUGGCAAGUUACAGUUCAUUUUGAUAAUUUCCCAGAAGAUCAACUGAUUCGAUGUUCUUGCAGAGAAGUAGUCGAGUCAAAUUUUAUGUCUUCAAUGAAAGAAGCGGAUAUGUUAAAGCAUAAGAGUCAAGUUUUUUCAACUAUGCAGCGCCACCAACAUAACCAAUUAUGGACCGGACUGUUAAAUGAUAAAUUUGAACAGUUUUGGUCAGAAAAUAAAAAACUCAUGGAGCCUACUGAUGGUGCAUGUUUUAAAUAUAUACCAGUACAUUUUUACCAUUCAGGUUCUUUAGUCAUGACCCAAUCGUUAGUUAAGCCGCUUACUGAUGAAGGAAAUUAUGUAACAUUAGAAGAACUUAUUAAAAUUACCUAUCCAUCACUGGAAAAAGUCGAUAUUUUCACACAUGGGAUACAUAUUCCGAAUGAUACACCAAUACAGUGGAUGAGCGAGCACAUGAGUUACCUUGAUAAUUUCCUACAUUUAAUUAUAGUUUAAGGUGUUAUCUGUAAAAAAAGAAAUACACUUUUGCCAAAAUAAUUAAAACUGUAAAAUUUGAUACGUUUUUGUAAUAUAUUUAUAAUAAAUAUAUGUAUAGUAUGAUUACUGUUUUUA
Molecule: messenger RNA, 1028 nt
Organism: Adelges cooleyi (spruce gall adelgid)
Lineage: Eukaryota; Metazoa; Arthropoda; Insecta; Hemiptera; Adelgidae
Gene: Atg5
Product: autophagy protein 5
Exons: 6
Coding region: 111-911 (266 amino acids)
Biological process (GO): C-terminal protein lipidation; cellular response to nitrogen starvation; autophagosome assembly
Cellular component (GO): Atg12-Atg5-Atg16 complex; cytoplasm; phagophore assembly site membrane
Source: RefSeq, a predicted model, not a curated record